This is a messenger RNA of Lasiosphaeria miniovina, 894 nucleotides long. Its product is annotated as GPN-loop GTPase. The coding region runs from base 1 to 894 and encodes 297 amino acids. The transcript has 2 exons. Gene Ontology annotation, molecular function: GTPase activity. Lineage: Eukaryota; Fungi; Ascomycota; Sordariomycetes; Sordariales; Lasiosphaeriaceae. The record is from RefSeq and is a predicted model, not a curated record.
AUGAGCAAGUACGGCGUGAUGGUGAUGGGCCCGGCGGGUGCCGGCAAGUCCACGUUCUGCGCGUCGCUCAUUACCCAUCUCCAACUCAACCGGCGCUCGGCCUUCUACGUCAACCUGGACCCCGCCGCCGAGACGUUCGAGCACACACCCGAUCUCGACAUCAAGGACCUGAUAUCGCUCGAAGAUGUCAUGGAAGAGAUGCAGCUCGGCCCUAACGGCGGGCUGAUCUACUGCUUCGAGUUCCUCAUGGAGAACCUCGACUUCCUCACCGAGGCCCUCGACUCUCUGACAGAGGAGUAUCUCAUCAUCUUUGACAUGCCGGGCCAAAUCGAGCUGUACACCCACAUCCCCAUCCUGCCGACGCUUGUCCGGUUCCUCACGCAGCCCGGCGCGCUUGACAUACGGCUGUGCGCCGCCUACCUGCUCGAGUCGACCUUUGUCGUGGACCGGGCCAAGUACUUCGCCGGAACGCUCAGCGCCAUGAGCGCCAUGAUCCUGCUCGAGGUGCCACAUAUCAAUAUACUCAGCAAGAUGGACCUCGUCAAGGGGCAGGUGCGCAAGAAGGACAUGAAAAGGUUCAUCACGCCGGACACGAGCCUGUUGGACGACGACCCGGCAGAUAUCGGAAGGAAGAAGGCCGACGUCGACGUCGACAUGGACACCUACGGCAGUACGCAGGACAAGAACGCGUUGAUGUCUGGCGCGACAUUCAAACGCCUGAACACGGCCGUUGCCGGGCUGAUCGAGAGCUUCAGCAUGGUCAGCUACUUGAAGCUGGACUGCACCGAUGAGGACAGCGUCCAGUCAAUACUCAGCUAUAUCGACGACUGCAUCCAGUAUCACGAAGCUCAGGAGCCGAGGGAGUUAGUGGAAGAUGCAGUUGAAGAUGAAUGA